UCUUGAAUGCCUAGACACUUCAGGUUUGCACCAGCCUGACCAAGCGGGACCAUGUCUACUUUUGGGUACAGAAGAGAGCUCAGUAAAUAUGAAGAUAUUGAUGAAGAUGAGCUCCUCGCUUCUCUCACUGAAGAGGAGCUGAAGGAGCUGGAGCGGGAGCUUGAGGACAUAGAGCCCGACCGUAACCUUCCGGUGGGACAACGGCAGAAGAGCCUGACAGAGAAAACGCCAACGGGGACUUUCAGCCGGGAAGCGCUGAUGGCCUAUUGGGAGAGGGAGACCAAGAAACUCUUAGAAGAAGAAAGACUGGGUGCGUGCGACAAGGACUCUGAAGACAUUCAGGACAAUUCAGAAGACAUUCAAGAAGAGUAUUUCACAGAAAGCAAUAGCGAAGUGUCUGAGGAGGCAUAUACUGAAGAGGAUGAGGAAGAAGAAGAAGAAGAGGAAGAAGAGGAGGAGGAGGAGGAGGAGAAUGAAGAUGACAGUGAUGAUGAGGGUGAGGAUGAGGAAAAACAAAAUUCUGCAGCUGGUGAAAGACCUGAGGACGUCAGGAGUUCUGACCACAUCAGACGCAAAAAAUGUAACAGUGCAAAGGACAGUGACAACUUACUCAAUGGCCACGAUGGAAGAGACAGUGAUAAUCUGAGCUUAAAAAGCAGUGCCAUCCACCCUUGUGGAAAUCCAACAGUUAUUGAGGAUGCUUUGGAAAAAGUUAGGAGCAAUGACCCUGACACCACAGAGGUCAAUCUCAACAACAUUGAAAACAUCACUUCACAGAUGCUUAUACAAUUUUCUCAAGCCCUGAGGGACAACACAGUGGUUAAGUCAUUCAGCUUGGCUAACACGCAUGCUGAUGACAAUGUUGCAAUAGCUAUUGCUGGUAUGUUAAAAGUAAAUCAGCAUAUAACUAGUCUGAAUAUUGAGUCCAAUUUUAUCACAGGCAAAGGAGUGCUGGCCAUCAUGAGAGCGCUGCAGAACAACAAGGUUCUAACAGAGCUGCGGUUCCACAAUCAGAGGCACAUCAUGGGCAGCCAGGUGGAAAUGGACAUAGUUAAACUGUUAAAAGAGAACACCACUCUGGUCAAGCUUGGCUAUCACUUUGACCUUGCUGGCCCAAGAAUGAGCAUGACAAGUAUCCUGACAAGAAAUAUGGAUAAACAAAGGCAAAAGCGUAUGCAGGAGCAGCGGCAGAAAGGGACACCUCGGUCUUCACCUUAUGUGUCACCUAAGAACUCACCUUGGUCCUCUCCAAAGCUCCCUAAGAAAGCACCAGCUCCUGCACCUCCACCGCCACCUCCACCUCCACCUCCACCUCCUCCUCCUCCUCCCCCAGUUAUUGGCUAGAAGAAAGCACCAACCAGGAAUAUAGCUGAAGUCAUCAAACAGCAAGAAAGCUCAAGAAAAGCCUUACAGAAUGGACAGAAAAAGAAAAAAGGCAAAAAAAGCAAAAAACAUGAGAACAGCAUAUUGAAAGAAAUUAAAGAUUCUCUAAAAUCAGUCUCAGACAGAAAAUCGGAGGAAGGUUCACGACCCUCCACCCGUCCCUCUACUCCACAGAGGUCUCUCCAUGACAACCUUAUGGAAGCAAUUCGGGCAAGCAGCAUAAAGCAAUUAAGGCGGGUGGAAGUACCAGAAGCCCUUCGGUGAGAGCCUGGACAACAGAGAAGCAGAGCACUGCAGUGGUUAAGAGAAGGUGACUUGUCUGUUCACUGGUGGUAACACACUGUGUAUCAAGCUGCUUCCAAAGUAUGCUCUUAGAUUCAAGCCAUUUCUCUUUUAUUUCAAAGAAAUAAGCCUGCUAAAUACAAAACAAUGCUUUAAGGAUACAUUUGCCUUGUAAUCUGUAAAUAUGGAAAUAAUUUUUUAUUUAAUGAGAUUUCUAUGGAGAAAAUGCUGCUUAUUUAGAUAUUCUUUUCAAUAUCUGAUUGCACAUCACUGGACAAGUUCUUCACAUUGAGAUUUAAUAGUUUACCAGUCUGUGGUUUCUUCUUUUUAUUUUUUUUUCCCCAUGAAUUUACAAUAAACGUGGUUUGAAGCUUUCAAGCA
Molecule: messenger RNA, 2046 nt
Organism: Apaloderma vittatum (bar-tailed trogon)
Lineage: Eukaryota; Metazoa; Chordata; Aves; Trogoniformes; Trogonidae
Gene: LMOD2
Product: leiomodin 2 (cardiac)
Exons: 3
Biological process (GO): myofibril assembly; muscle contraction; pointed-end actin filament capping
Cellular component (GO): myofibril; striated muscle thin filament
Molecular function (GO): actin binding; tropomyosin binding
Source: RefSeq, a predicted model, not a curated record